GUUGUUGUUGUCGUUGUCGUUUUUUUUAUUAUUCAAAUUGGAACAACAGUUAAGCUGUCACUUGUGUGUGUGUGUGUGUGUGUGGGUCUGUUUAAUAUUAUCAUCAUCAUUUUCAAAAUUAGAAUGUAGGAAUAUUCAUUUGAAUCUGUUCUACGAUCGUGCAUUUGGAAUCCUUUUGUUCAUUUCUGUUUGACGUCAGAAAGAGAAAAUUUUUAUUUUAUUUUUUUUUUUUUGACAAAAAAUAAUACGAUACGACAACACACAUUGGAUAAAUUUGAAUAAUUUCAAUUCUCUGUGAUUUGUAUUUUGUUUGUCACACAAACAACAACUACGACAAUAUUCUGAAUUUGGCAAAAAAUACGAAAAAAGAAUAAGUUUUUUUUCUCAUCUAAUCAAUCGAUUGUAAUUUCGACGACAACAAAAAUUAUUAUUUCCAUCGUAAUGGCAUCUGUUAAUGAGAAUCCGGAAUCCAAAAUGGCUGAAAAAGAAGAGGAAAGUAAAUUAAAGGCCAAAUAUCCACAAUUACAACGUCCAGGGCCACAAUUUUUGCAAAAACGUCUUCAAAAAGGACAAAAAUUUUUCGACUCAGGUGAUUAUAAUAUGGCUAAAGCAGCUGCAGCCAAAGGUGGCACACCGAAAUCUCGUCUAUCAAUGAAUCAAUCAUCAGCGGCUGGUAGUGUUGUUGGUGGUAUUGGCGGUGGACCACAACCACCAUUACCACCAACGAUUGUAGCACCGGUUACAACCGGCGAAGUGAUACCAACACCUGAUUGUCUGGCAACACGUAAAGCAUCGAUCCAUGUUCCAACCUUUUUCACACCACCUAAAACCGUCCACAUUUAUUAACCAUAAGAGAUUAGUCAGCAUCAAGCGACAUUAAUGGCUUUAUUAUUAUGUUAAAUCAAUGGCCAAACGAAUUUCGAUGAUAUUUGUUAUGAAUAUAUCUGGCUUAAAAAUUUUGCCACUCAUUACCUAUUAGUGGAUUUAGAUGAUGAACACAUUCAUUAUUCCAAGAAAAAAAAAAUUAACCAUAUAUUUCUAUACAUUGGCAAUUAUUUGGUCUUCUUUUUCCGGUCAUUUCCUCAAUCAUCAUCGACAGUUUAUAUAUUGUAAUAAUUUUUUCCGGUUAUGAA
Dermatophagoides farinae (American house dust mite) is the source of this 1133-nucleotide messenger RNA. It is a transcript of the gene endos, whose product is annotated as endosulfine alpha. Gene Ontology annotation, molecular function: protein phosphatase inhibitor activity. Lineage: Eukaryota; Metazoa; Arthropoda; Arachnida; Sarcoptiformes; Pyroglyphidae. The record is from RefSeq and is a predicted model, not a curated record. Gene Ontology annotation, cellular component: cytoplasm.